Molecule: messenger RNA, 1665 nt
Organism: Pseudoliparis swirei
Lineage: Eukaryota; Metazoa; Chordata; Actinopteri; Perciformes; Liparidae
Exons: 9
Biological process (GO): D-serine catabolic process
Molecular function (GO): D-serine ammonia-lyase activity
Source: RefSeq, a predicted model, not a curated record
AAUCGUGCGGGCUGGCUUGACUGUGUUUUUCGAAGUGGCGGCUGGCUUGACCGUAGUCUUGAUCCCGACUUGUUCCCCACUUGACCACAGCUUUUGGUCGAGUCUGCUGCUGCUUCUGCUCUCGUAUAGUUUCCAGGCUCAUCUGGACCGAGCCUCGCUGUCACUGGAUCACUGCCGCACGUGCUGUCAUGGAGGAAGAGGCCCUCUCCGCCCUGUGCACUCCUGCUCUGGUGGUGGAUCUGGACAAAGUUAAAAGAAAUGCAGAGAGGAUGAUUGACCGCUGUCAGAAUUUGGGAGUCCAGCUUCGGCCUCACAUGAAGACCCACAAAACCCUUGAGUGUGCUGACAUUUUGACGGGCGGAUCACGGAGGUGCAUCGUGGUCUCCACCCUGGCCGAGGCCGGUUUCUAUGCCGACCACGUGCUCUCAACUCAUCCUCUGAACAGCUUUGGGAUAAGUGUCCGGAACCGGGCGCUCGGUUGGCUAACCAUGCCGGGCAGGCGUGAGAGCUCACGGGAGUCAUCUCUGGAUUUGUCCUCCGGCAGGCUGAAGGCGGCCGGCAUCACCUGUAAGUCCAGCAUAGGCUCCACCCCUUCCUGUAGCCACCCUGUGCAAGACAUGGCGCAGCUCAGCGAGGUGCAUCCUGGAAACUACGCCUUCUAUGGUGUGUGUGUGUAAAUGUGUUUGUGUGUACGUGCACGCGAUGUUAUGGCGUGAUGAAAGCGAGUCAGCUGGUCCGGACACUGUCCUCACAGGAACCAGCUCCUGAUUGACUGUGGAUGGAGCGGACUCAGUCUCGACGGAGCCGGAAAGCUUCCCACUGGAUAUGCUGUGAUUGAAGGACACCCGGAUCUCAAGUUGUUAUCUAUGACCCAGGAGCACGGCAGAGUGGAGCCCAUCUCAGGAGCGUUGGACUACGUCAAACACCCCCUGGGCUCUCUGCUCACACUGAUCCCCUACCACUCGUGUGCAAGUGCGGCGAUGCACCCCGUGUACUACGUGCACUCUGAGGGCCGUCUGCUGGGGAAGUGGACACCAACACGUGGGUGGUGAACCAGCUCAAUGAACACGGCUCGGAGGAAUUCUUGGAGCUGGUAGUUUAUUCCACAAUGUAAGCGUAGAGGUAUUCCAAUCCCACUGAUUAAGUAACACAUAAUCAUUUUGUAGUCCUAUUCUCCAAAUGUUGUAGAUGAAGAUUUUGAGGGGAAAAAAAUUAUCUUUUGGACGAUGUUGUAAUGUCAUCACUUUCUUAAAAGCCACAUGCUGUGUUUUUUAAUGUGAGCACUCGCUGGAGGUCUGAAACCAUAAACACAAUUACUAUGAAGAGCAUGGGUUAUGGCUCUUGUCGGUAAUCAUUGUACAUUUGUUUUAACAUUUCUCAUUUAUUUUUCAAUCAAUAUUAUUUCUUUGUUGUACAAUCUUCAGUGUUGUAUUGUCUCAAAAUGUAAUAACUGAGAGACACUUUCUCAAAGUGAGUACUGCAGAGAAACAGGCGGUUAUAUUGAUUAUCAGUAGUGAUCAUGAGCCUGUUGAAGUGAGUUUAAAUAUAUUAUCCUUCAUGAUAAACUUUGAUGGACAACAUAUACAUUGACAAGUGUCUCUUGAAUAAUAAUGGUGGUGAUUUAUUUUUUUCUGACUAAAUAAAAUUCCAAUGAAGUUACUGCUA